This is a messenger RNA of Melanotaenia boesemani (Boeseman's rainbowfish), 2963 nucleotides long. RefSeq names its product chondroitin sulfate synthase 3-like. Gene Ontology annotation, cellular component: Golgi cisterna membrane. The coding region runs from base 258 to 2657 and encodes 799 amino acids. The transcript is spliced from 3 exons. The record is from RefSeq and is a predicted model, not a curated record. Gene Ontology annotation, molecular function: glucuronosyl-N-acetylgalactosaminyl-proteoglycan 4-beta-N-acetylgalactosaminyltransferase activity. NCBI's taxonomy places the organism in Eukaryota, Metazoa, Chordata, Actinopteri, Atheriniformes, Melanotaeniidae.
AACCGUCUGGGGAGACGCUGUCGGCCGCUGGAACAACCACCGGGACAUCCGUCAGCCUCCGGGUGUGAUCUGAGAUGAGUCCCCGCGGUGUAAGCACAGACCCGGGUCUCCUGGCGGGACCUGUCCGGUCGCGUGCAGCCUGAGCCUUCGAGCGGCUCAGAGAUGCAGGAUGGCCGUACACGUCAGCAGCUCCCAGACAAGGACAGCAUUCACAUCUUCUCCUGGGACGGCAGCCGGACCUCACCGUAGAGCCAGAGAUGAAGAGCCGGAGGCCGUGGACCGCCUUGCUCCUCGGAGUCUUCCUCGGAUUCAUCGCCUCGUCUUGGCUCGUCGUUCCCCGAAUCUCAGAAAGUAAGAGGCGGAAGUCCGCGGCGUGUUUCUCCCACAGUGAUUCCGGGAGAGGGCCAAUGGCCAUCAGGGACCGGGACGGUCCGAGGGUCAGUGAAGAGGAGGAGCGGCUCUUCAUCACUGCUAACAGUAGCGGACAUGCCGGGAUGAAGAUCAGGCCCAAACAGUUCCUCUACGUGGGCGUCAUGACAGCCAAAAAGUACCUGGCGUCCCGCGCUGUGGCGGCGCACAAAACCUGGGCGGCUUCCAUACCGGGGAAGGUGGAGUUCUUCUCCAGCGCUGGUUCUGGUUCUGUCCGCGUGCCCGCCCCCAUGCCGGUGGUUUCCCUGGCAGCCGUGGAUGAUUCCUACCCACCACAGAAGAAGUCAUUCAUGAUGCUGAAGUACAUCCACGACCAUUACCUGGAGAAGUACGAGUGGUUCAUGAGAGCGGAUGAUGACGUUUAUAUAAGAGGUGAAAAGAUGGAGCGGUUCCUGCGCUCGCUGAACAGCAGUAAGCCACAUUACCUGGGCCAGACGGGCCUGGGUACACCUGAGGAGCUGGGCAGACUAGCCUUGGAACCCGGAGAGAACUUCUGCAUGGGAGGUCCGGGGAUGAUCUUCAGCAGAGAGGUGCUGCGCAGGAUGGUCCCUCACAUCAGUACCUGUCUCACAGAGAUGUACACCACCCACGAAGAUGUGGAGGUGGGCCGGUGUGUGCGCCGCUUCGGAGGAACACAGUGUGUUUGGUCGUAUGAGAUGCAGCAGCUCUUCUAUGAGAACUAUGAACACAACAAGAAAGGCUUCAUUGAGGAACUCCACAGCAGCAAAAUCCAAAACGCCAUCACACUCCACCCCAACAAGAAGCCUGCCUACCAGUACCGGCUGCACAGCUUCAUGCUCAGCCGGGACGUCUCCAGGCUUCGGUACCGCACCAUCUUGCUCCACCGGGAAGCCCUGGUCAUGAGUCACCUCAGCAACUCUGAAGUACUGUGGGAGGACAAACAGCUGGGGUCUCCUCCUUCCUACAUGCGCUAUCAGCCAAAAGAGAGAAGUGAUGUCAUUGAGUGGGACUUCCUGACAGGCCGCCAUCUUUAUUCUCCUCUUGAAAACAAGAUGGCCCGGCAAAACCUCGGGAACUUGCUCCGGACUGCUCUGGAAGAUAUAAUCCUGCAAGUUAUGGAAAUGAUUAAUGAGAAUUCAAAAACUCGAGGACGUGUCAUUGACUUUAAGGAGAUCCAGUACGGGUAUUACAGGGUGGAUCCGAUGCAUGGAGCAGAGUACAUCUUAGAUUUACUGCUUCUGUACAAGAAGCACAAGGGGCGCAAAGUGACGGUCCCAGUGAGGCGCCAUGCCUACCUUCAGCAGUCCUUCAGCCAGCCCUUCUUUAGUGAAGCCCAACGUUUAGAUGUGGGUGAACUUGUGGCAGCCAUCAACUCUGAGUCCAAAUCUCUGUCUUUCUUGUCCAACUCUCUGAACUUCCUGUCACCAUUUCAGUUCUAUGAAGCCACUCAGGAAAUGUGGGAGCAAAGUCAGAGAAAAGUCCAUAUCCUCGUCCCAGUGUCGGGUCGAUAUGACACCUUUUCCAGCUUCAUGGAGAACUAUGAGAAAGUCUGUUUGAUACCCAAACAAAACGUCAAGCUCUCCAUCAUUCUGGUGGACAGUGAGGGUCACGAGGACAGAACGAAGCAUCUUCGGUUAAUCAAGGAUUACGCAAGAAAACAUCCUAGAGCCGAUGUCUCUGUCAUCCCCAUGACGGGCAACUUUUCCCGAGGGUUGGCUCUGGAGCUGGGCUCCUCUCAGCUCCAGAACGACACGCUGCUCUUCUUCUGCGACGUUGAUCUCGUCUUCAGCAGCGAUGCUUUGCAGCGCUGCAGAGAAAACGCUGUUCAGGGGAAACAGGUCUACUUCCCUAUUCUGUUCAGCCAGUACAACCCUAAGUUAGUCUAUGGUGAAAAGGCUCCAAAGGAAAACAAAUUCGUGCUGACUAAAAAAAGUGGCUUUUGGAGAGAUUAUGGCUUUGGAAUCAUGUGUAUUUUUAAAAGUGAUCUACUACAGACUGGAGGCUUCGACACCUCCAUCUUAGGUUGGGGUUUAGAAGAUGUUGACUUGUUCACCAAAGUAAUUAACUCUGGUUUGAAAGUGCUACGCACUCAAGAACCGGGAAUCAUCCAUGUUUACCAUCCUGUUCAGUGCGACCCCAAUCUGGACCAGAAGCAACACAAAAUGUGCCUUGGCUCCAAAGCCAGUACGUUUGCAUCUCGGAUGCAGUUGGCAGAGCUUUGGCAGGAAAAACAGGCACAGGUGGGAUAUAACAGGACGUCAUCAUGAACACAGAUGGAUGGACACCGGAGCCAGAAAGGACCAAAUACUGUCCAAACUAGGAAUAGACGGGUGACAUGAUGUAACAUCAGAUAAACCCUGUGGGUCACUUUAACUUACUGUCCUUUCACGUAAUUAGUGGAUCAAAGAUUCCUCUUCUAAAAACUUCUACAAAAACCUGUAAGAUUCAAAAAACUCCUUUUUUUUUGUUCAGAUGUUUCAAUCAACUUCAUUCCUAAUCAAAAACAGCACCAUCCAUCUAUCCAUCCAUCCAUCCAUCCAUCCAUCCAUCCAUCCAUCAUCCAUCUAUCUAUC